Molecule: messenger RNA, 1065 nt
Organism: Kwoniella mangroviensis CBS 8507
Lineage: Eukaryota; Fungi; Basidiomycota; Tremellomycetes; Tremellales; Cryptococcaceae
Exons: 5
Coding region: 1-1065 (354 amino acids)
Source: RefSeq, a predicted model, not a curated record
AUGAUUUUACCCAUCGUUGCUGCCACCUUGGCAUUGUUCAAAUUCGUUCAAGCCGGUGUUUCCUCCAGCGGAGUGAUGGGAACUAUAUACUACGACGGAAGUGGGUCUUGUGGCAAAGAGGGUGAUAUCGAUUGGGGAGCAGGGGAUUAUUCACCUAUCAUCGAAUCGUCAGUGGGUGCAUGUGGAUACAGCGUUGAUCAAAUUGGGGACAACCGGUUGGUCGCAUUUGACGCAUCGUUGAUAUCUGGUAACCCUGCCGAGUACUGUGGUAAAGAAAUUCAAGUGAUCAAAGCCGACGGAACCCCAUUUGAAUUUUCCGAAGGUAAAUUAUUCAUUGGCGAAGCUUGUCCAGCCUGUGCAGGUGGUGUCAGACUCGAUCUGAGUGCCAAAGCAUUAGUCGAAAUUGUCGGCGAUUGCAAGACCAACGCCGUGGGGAUCUCCUAUCAAGUGCUCGAUACGAUGGCAGGUCCAGAGUACUCUUCGAUUCCUGGUGGUUCACUCGGUGAUGGUACAAGUGGUAACACUUCUACCUCAGCUACCUCCGCUGUUCCAGACGCCGCCGUAUCAUCUGUCUCAGGUGUAACAGCCACAUCAGUCGCAGGCGUAUCAGCUACCUCGCCUACCGAUACACUAUCCUCCAUUUCAGGUGCACCUACCACUUCUGUUGCGGGCGUCGCGACUUCUGUCCCAGGUGUAGCCGCCUCGGUACCUGCUGUAUCGUCCGUCCCAGUCGAUCCUGCAACUCAAAUUGUGGCAGAUCCAGCUACUGCAACGGUCCCAACCGGCGUCUCAUCUUCACCUGCAGUACUAGGUGCAUCUGCCUCUCCCUCUGUCCCAGCUGGAGUAUCAUCUUCACCGUCCAUCCCAGCAGGUAUAUCAUCUGAUACUACCGUACCGGGUGUACCGCCUUCACCAUCAGUACCUAUCGGAUUGUCUUCUUCACCCAUCCUGGCGGCGGGUGUAUCACCAACGGGUGUUCCAGGAGUAGCUCUUUUCGCCGAAGGGGAUGUCGCAUCCGACGCAGCCUGCAAGAGAAAAAAGAGAAGACUUGGUAAAUCCCACUAA